Trichoplax adhaerens is the source of this 1058-nucleotide messenger RNA. RefSeq lists its product as uncharacterized. Bases 1 to 750 code for a protein of 249 amino acids. The record is from RefSeq and is a predicted model, not a curated record. The transcript has 2 exons. NCBI's taxonomy places the organism in Eukaryota, Metazoa, Placozoa, Uniplacotomia, Trichoplacea, Trichoplacidae.
AUGCUUCGAUAUACUUUAUUUUUCUAUUUUAUGGUAAUAGCCAUACUACCGAUUGCAAGAUCAGCGGUAGUUAAUCCAAAGCCGACAACGUGUGCCGCUGUUAGAAGUAUUUAUCACGUUUCCCAAAAUGGAUAUUUCACACUCCACGAUUCUACAAACAAACCCUAUCUUGCAUUUUGCGACUUUCAAUCAGAUCCUGGAUUUGCAUGGACUCUUAUAGAAUCUCUAUCAAGAACCAAUGCAGCAACUACUACCUUUCGUAAGAGUUUUUAUUAUAAUGUUCCAUCUAAUGAAUGUACACCCAAUUGGUCGAAUUAUAGACUUUCUAAAGCUAAAAUGAGUGCACUGAAACAAGCUGCUUCAUCCACGCAUUUUCGCGCGACAUGUAACUUUGAUAACCAAAACGAGAAAGGAUUAGCAAAUCGUCGUGAUUACAUAAGAGUAUCCUUUUGCGCGUAUAAUAGCUUCUUUAGUGCUAGAAAUGCUUGGAUUUGCGCCGUAGUCGAUUACAUCAAUAUACGUGGAUAUUCAUGCAGUAAAUGCAAUAUUCCGUUUUACAGCUAUAGCAAUUAUCAUUUGUUUGUAGAUCUUCCACAAGCUAAAGUAAGUUGUGGAAGGUUUAACGUUCCUGAUGUAAAAUCUGGCGAAGAUAUCUUUGGUAAUUAUGUCCAUUAUCACCCGAAAUUUUCUUGUACUAUGAACAGCACAUCGACAACAAAUUGGUGGAUCGGCGGUGCCUUCUAUGAUUAAUUCAUCUCCAUGUCUAAGUUAUUACUGCGAUAUCUAUAGACUCCGUUGACUUAUCCCUACAUAAUAAUUGGAAUUUAGCGUUAGUUAAUGCUAUCGAUUAAUAUUGCAGUUAUACAUUAUCGAAAUUAUACGAUAGAGUCACCAUAAAAUAUUCGUACCUGUUAUUAUGUAAUAUUGAAUUUAUUUAGUAAUAUCGAUAAUCAUGAUACAGCUACAUGCGAUGUACCUUUUGUAAGUGUAUAUCUUAUAUACCGUCAAUUUUAUACAAUACGAUAAUCACCGAUGAAAAUUUGCAAAAAUAAAGUUUG